Molecule: messenger RNA, 552 nt
Organism: Camellia sinensis
Lineage: Eukaryota; Viridiplantae; Streptophyta; Magnoliopsida; Ericales; Theaceae
Source: RefSeq, a predicted model, not a curated record
AUGGAUAUGCAAUCUACCGACUAUGAGGUCUGGAAAAUAAUUUGUGAUGGUGCCAAAAUCCCCACCAAAACCAUAGACUACCGUAAGAUUCCCAAACUUGAGAGUGAAUGGACCUGUGCUGGCUAUAAAGAUACUCAAGCGAAUGCCAAAGCUGUUAAUAUGUUAUAUUGUGCACUUGAUGCUAUUGUGUUCAAUAGGAUUUGUACAUGUGAAACAACAAAAGACAUAUGGGAAAAACUUGUAAUAACUCAUGAGGAAACAACUCAUGUUAAAAAGUCUAGAGUGAGUUUGCUUGUUCAUAGUGAUCAGCUCUUCGAAAUGAAACAUGAUGAAACUAUCUCCCAAAUGUUUACUCGUUUUACUGAUAUUAUAAAUAGUUUGAAAUCUCUUGGUAAAAUUUAUAUUAAUGUUGAAGUUUCCAAAAAGGUGCUCAGAUCAUUGCCAAAAAGCUGGGAAAACAAAGUUAUUGCUAUCAUAGAAGCCAGGGAUUUAUUAACCCUAAGUCAUUAUGAGUUAGAGGGAGUGGAAUUCCUUCCUCCAAUCCCUCUGUGA